Molecule: messenger RNA, 843 nt
Organism: Striga hermonthica
Lineage: Eukaryota; Viridiplantae; Streptophyta; Magnoliopsida; Lamiales; Orobanchaceae
Source: the annotation of a GenBank genome assembly
AUGCAGGCAGGUCCUCUGGUCCCCCUCUCCCCCAGCUUCAACAGCUAUUCCAAUCCCAGACUCGCCGUAAUCGCCGCCCGCGUCGCCGGAGAAUUCGAUUCCGGUGAAUUCUACGAAGACUUCUACUCCCAGAGGCUUGAAAAUCCAGCGCAGGACGAUCAACGAGGAGCAGGAAUUUCAGAGAAGCGGAAUCCAGAGGCGGAUUCCGCAGAUCGAGAUGAGGAUUGCGAUUUCGCGUUCGUGACGAGGGGAUCGGGAUCUUCGUCUCCGAUUCCGGCGGACGAGGUAUUCCAAAACGGUAAGAUCCGACCAGUUUACCCUGUUUUCAACAGAGAUCUUUUAGGGCGUCAGGGGAAAUUUCAAUGUGUAAACGAAAUUGGGGGUGAUGUUGACCGGAGUUCGGGCUCUUGCCGCCCUAGGGUUCGCCACCCGCUUAGGGAUCUUUUCAUCGAGGAAAGGGGAACGACGAUACUGACUGUGUCUUCGAGCUCGUCCUCGUCGGAGGCUGACGAUUCGCCGCUUCCGCUGCCACUGCCACCUUCGGCGGAGGACGGCCGGAGAGAGAAAAGCAUUUCGGCCGGCGGGAAUUCGAAGCGGUGGAGGUUCAAUGUGAAGGAACUCGUGCGCAGGAGCCAAAGCGAGAGGAGCAAAGGCAGUAUUGUACUUUUGGCCCACACCAACAGCGCCGUGAAGAGGGAAGAUGAAAAGCGGGCUGUGGCGGAAGCCCCGUCGUACCGUCGUGGCGGCGACGAUAAGCGGCGGUCGUACCUGCCGUACAGGCAGGAUUUGGUGGGGUUCUUUGGUAACGUGUAUGGGUUGAGAAGGAAUUUCAAGCGCUCAUGA